This is a messenger RNA of Haliotis rubra (blacklip abalone), 1440 nucleotides long. Its product is annotated as betaine--homocysteine S-methyltransferase 1-like. Lineage: Eukaryota; Metazoa; Mollusca; Gastropoda; Lepetellida; Haliotidae. The record is from RefSeq and is a predicted model, not a curated record. Gene Ontology annotation, molecular function: methyltransferase activity; zinc ion binding. The coding region runs from base 105 to 1166 and encodes 353 amino acids. The transcript has 7 exons.
UGACAGUCACGAUGACAAUUUCCAUGCUGAUUAUUUAAAGCUCUUAUAGUUGGUGCUGCCAACUAAGCGAUAGCCAUACUGGUGUUGAAACUCAGAGAAGCAGCAUGUCGAAGCAAGGUUUGGUUGAGCGUCUGGCAAAUGGCGGUGAUCUGGUUGUGGCGGAGGGGUAUCUGUUUGAGUUUGAGAGGAGAGGAUAUCUCAAAGCGGGAGCGUUUGUUCCUGAGGUUGUACUGGAACACCCUAACUUGGUGAAGAACCUCCAUGAGGAGUUUGUCCAUGCCGGCAGCGAUGUUGUCCUAGCCUUUACGUAUUAUGGCCACCGGGAAAAGAUGAGAUUAACAGGAAGAGAGGACCAACUGGAAGCUCUCAAUGUGGAAGCGCUGAAGAUUGCCCGACAGGUGGCCGAUGAGACGGGGACGUUGAUGGCGGGGAACAUCUGCAACACAACAGUCUUCAGACGGGACAGCCAGACUCAUAUAGAGCAGACCGAAGCCAUGUUUAAAGAGCAGGUGGAGUGGGCGGUGCAGGGAGGGGCUGAUUUCAUCCUGGCAGAGACAUUCAGCGAGUAUCCAGAGGCAAGACUUGCCCUCGAUUGCAUCCAGAAGUAUGGCCAAGGUAUCCCAGCGGUCGUCAAUAUAGUUCCCCACGUCAGUAGUAUAACUUUUGACGGACAGACCUUCGGUGCCGCUUGUCGUAAGCUGGAGGAUGCAGGGGCGGCGGCUGUAGGCAUCAACUGUUGCCGAGGUCCCACGACGAUUAUUCCUGUGAUAAAAGAGAUACGCCAGGCGUGUAAGGGUCCAAUUGCUGCUCUGCCAGUUAUAUACAGGACAACUCCGAAGUUCCCGUCCAUGCAAUCACUCCUUGAUCCAUUUUCCGGUGAGAGAGCCUUUCCUUAUGACCUACCAGCGUUCUUCUGUGGUCGGUCUGAGGUAUAUGCGUUCGCCAAGGAAGCCAAGGAGAUCGGGGUGCAGGUCGUUGGCUUGUGUUGCGGGAACAGCGCCCAUUAUACCCGGGAGGUGGCUUUAGCCUACGGUCGCACUCCACCGGCAGCAAAAUACUCUCCCGAUAUGAGUCAGCAUUUCGUGUUCGGGAAGAACAAGGCCUUUUCGGACUACUACCAGAAGGGUCUCAAGCAAGAACUGCUGACUACUGAAGUCCCCGAGUAGUGGGUUCUGAACCGGCAGGAGUCCAGGGGGCGUGACGUCUGUCACUCCAGUUACUAUUCGCCAAACUAAUUGCAAUUUUGAUCAAAUGUGACAAAUUAUUAACUGCAAAUCUAUACAAAUUGAGUGGAAAAGGAGUAUAUUACUUGACAGACUGAUCACCCUUCCAACUGUGUACACAAGAUAUCACGUAAAUUGAGGCCAAUCCCUCCUCGAUGUAAAUAUGAUAAGACCAUAAUUUGAUUAAUAAAGAAACAGAUGUUCGGCAAAAUUUGAA